CAAGCUUUAGCUGUUUGUCCAUGCGCCUGAUUACCCCACUCACUGUUUCUUAACACACAUUACCCACCAGUCAUAACGUUUUAUAUAUCCUUUGAUAUUUAGUUGGUAAAAAACUGAAAGUCCUAUUUAUUUCUAAAGCAAUUUUAGUGACAUCGAUAUUUGAGCAUCAGUGUGAUUUUUGUUUUGCACCUGUGUUUCUUCACUCUGGAUUACACGAUCGUCGACGAUACUUACAGAAAAUGUAUUUAAAUGGUUAAACAUGGAGGCGUUCAUGUUGGAUACGAUUUGAUUAGUAUUACAGACGCAACACGUAUGAUGGUUUAAUUAUUAUAUGCAGACUCGUUCCGAUGAUGUAACCGUGCCCAUCUUGUAACCAGUGCGACCAGCGAUGUCCACGACGGAGGUGGACAAAUCUACGUCAUCCAAACUAGAACCCAUAGUGGAAGAUGGAUCGGAGGAGGAUGUCGACAGCGGGCAGUCGAGUCCAAACUCCGCGGAGUACCCGGAGGAACCAUUUCUUCUCACGCAGUACAACGACGACGAAUCCUUGUACUCGUCUGCCGUCUUCUCUCGCGAAGGGUCCACUGCGCAUGCGUCGGAAGCAGACGGCGAUGGUGGCGAUUCGUACGAGAGUUCCGAUUCGUCUGACAACGAGGGAUCCGUGUUACUGGAACCUCUGCUGCUCAAUGACGAAGACUACGACACGGAUCUAGAUAUGGAUGAAGAUAAGUGGUUGUAUCCUGAAAGGUACGACCGAGACACGACUGGUUUAAACAAGUACAUGCGGGCGUGUGCUCUGUUCGAGGUGAAGCCGGUCCGCUACUUCAUACAGCACAUGCAUGACGAGGAGCUGUCCUUGAAACACCACGGGCUGGGUCCAGUGGCCAUGAAGGCCUUGUCCAUUCCCCUCGAGAUUAAUACUGUCAUAGAGAAGAUCGACCUUGAGGGUAAUGGGAUCGAAGCUGAAGGGACCAUUCACCUUUGCCGGGUACUCAGGGAAAACGUCUACGUUACUGAUCUGGUGCUAUCGGAAAACAAGAUUGAAAGUGUUGGUGCAAUACAUAUGGCUCAGCUCCUAGCUAACAACAGGACGCUGGAGAGCGUAGAUCUCACAGGUAACGAGAUCACUGAUACAGCAGCGGAAUAUUUCUACUUCAUGCUAAAAAAAAACACGACAUUGCGGCGCUUGUUACUGCGGCAUAACUGUUUCGAAGACUAUGGUGCUCAGUUCUUCAGAGACGCUCUCAGUGAAAACGAGGCUCUAGAAAUACUCGAUCUUAGCUGGAAUCAUUUCCAGAGCAAAGGUUGCGUUGCCAUCGCAAAUGGACUUAAGGAGAAUUUUGGUCUUAAAGAGCUGAAUAUUUCAAUGAAUGGAUUUGGUUUAGAAGGAGCCAAGGCACUUGGUGACGCAAUAAAGCACAACAGAACUCUUCUCAAACUGGACGCAAUGUUCUGUCGGCUGCCGUUACACGGCGCUAUGUCAAUGUCCGACGGUCUACAGACCAACGAUAUUUUACAGCAGUUAAACGUUGGAUAUAAUUCACUCCAUGCAGAUGGCGCCUUUGCUCUUUUGGUGGGCGUGGAUAAAAAUGAAAGCAGUUCACUUAAUCUACUCAACUUUGGCAAUACUGUCGUGAAGCCAGAAUUCCAAGACCUUCAAGAAAAACUGGAAUCCAAACGAAACAUCAAGAUCAUCUAUGGUGGGGUCACGCAGGAGGUACCGACCCUGACGGCCGAGUACGUUGACCCCAUGGAAGCGUUCAAGAAAGACCCAUUCACAAAAUUCAAACAGUGGGUGGAGAAAGCCGGUUACCGUUUGAUUGACGUGUUACGUCAUUUCGAUAGGGACAACAGUAUGACCAUAUCAAGAGAGGAGCUCAUAACUGGAAUCGAGAAGCUCAACAUUGAAAUGACGAAAGAGCAGAUAGAAAUUUUAUUACAGCGCAUGGAUAAGGAUGGAGACGGCGAAAUUGAUUUCAGUGAACUAGUACAGGAAGAUACUCAACAUCGGAAAACAAAGCGGAAUGUUCUCAAGGUGGUCAUGGAACACCAAAACGAAGUCAACAAAUCUUCCAACAACGCUGACGCAUUUAUACAAGAAGCGGCAGGGUCUUGACACUCAUUCGUUAUGUAUGUGUGUGUUAUACGUAAUAGUAGGUAACACGCGUUUUUCAACCUUCAGUGGAAGUGAUCAUGUGUCAAAUGACUGAGCGACUGAUUAACAGAAGUCUGCCUAUCAAACUAUUUAAUAUUAAUACUUGAACUUCAAGAAUGACUUGUGAAGAAAAGCACCCGAGAACACAUGAACUCAAAUUACAAUGUGAAAUACAUCGAUACAUGAUUGUACCGUACGAAGUCGGUGCAUGGCUUGAUCUUCGGUCACCAUAAAUGUAUAUUAUACAUCUAACAUUCGGCGCAGAAACCAGCCUAUCGAGCGUUUGCGAUCGCUUACCCUCCUAAGGGCCGUACCUAGUGGGAGGGAAGGGCAAAAUGGCCUAUUGCUUUCCCACCCACCCAAAAAAUACAAAGAGUGACCCUUUGGUCUAGCUUCAUAACAUUGUUCAUCAUAGUGUUUGUUGAUAAAUGUUUUUCUGUUAGUUUAGGUACGUCCCCAGAUGUAGUGAAUUAGUGUCAACAAUUCUAAAACCAGAAUUAUAUCGAUAUAGUGUGACACGGACACAAACUGUAAUGAAUAGCAAUGAUUGUGAGAGUGGCUGGUGCUCUAUCAGGGCCGUACUCUGAUCAAAAUCCGGGGGGGGGGGGGGGGGGGCACUACUUUUUAUAAACAAAUGAAACACUAUAAAUAUUAAACCCUGAGAUGUGUGUGCUAUUUUCUGGAGUAAAAAAAAAAAAAAAGUGAGAUUCUCAGGGAGGCAACUGCCCCGCCCCCCGGAGAGUACCGCCCUGUCUAUGUGAGCCUUGUAAUAUCAAGAUUACUGAGUCACCGUUUGCAAUUGUCAACAAGGUGAUGGCGCACCAAAUGACUACCUAGCUAGCUAGAUUUUGCAUGAAUACUAUACUUUAGUAGAUGUAUCAUAGAUAAUAAAACGGAAGUGUUCUCUCUU
Molecule: messenger RNA, 3065 nt
Organism: Gigantopelta aegis
Lineage: Eukaryota; Metazoa; Mollusca; Gastropoda; Neomphalida; Peltospiridae
Product: leucine-rich repeat-containing protein 74B-like
Exons: 12
Coding region: 389-2116 (575 amino acids)
Molecular function (GO): protein binding; calcium ion binding
Source: RefSeq, a predicted model, not a curated record